UUAACAUAUAUCAGUCGUUACGAUGAGCUGUUUUAAACCGUAAUUGUCUGACAUACCCAGUGAUCGCUGUGCCACUGUAGCCUAAAGUAACUAUAACAUUUGAGUUAUUAGUGAAUAUGGUGAUUUUUGUGAUAGUGCUAGUUCUACUAAUCCUAAUUUACUGCUACGGAACAAGGACUUUCAGUUACUGGUCUAAACGUGGUAUAAAACACGACCCACCCAUUCCCUUACUUGGCACGUCCAAGCGGCAACUCUUUUGGCAACUCAGUCAUGCUGAAAUCUACCAUGAGAUGUACUGUAAGUACCCCCAGGAACGAUACGUCGGAUAUUACUUAACUACUACGCCGCUUCUUAUCUUAAGAGACCCAGAGUUAGUAAAGAGGAUUUUAUCGUCCGACUUCAGCUAUUUCUACUCAAGAUCAGUGCAUCCGCUAGAUGAUAGGCCAGAACUGUUGUUAAAUAACCUGUUUUCGUGCGAGGGAGACUUAUGGAAAUUCCUCCGGCAGAGAAUGACACUUGCUUUUUCUUCGGCGAAAUUAAAAGCCAUGUUUCCUCUGAUCAUUUCUAGAGCCGAGAAGUUACAGCUACUUGCGGCUGAUGCAGCUUCUAGAGGUUCAGAAGUAGACGUACUAGAGCUCAUGGCACGUUAUACCACUGAUUUUAUUGGUGCUUGUGGGUUUGGUCUGGACACAGAAGCCCUAAACGAUGACAACUCAAUAUUCAGACGGAUCGGAUAUCGCAUCUUCCAUAACACGACCCGCGAUUCCAUAGUGAUGUUUUGUAAAUUUAUGAUGCCCAGCGUGUUCAAGGGUUUACACUUCUUCUCCCAGUUUGUGGAGAAAAAUAUGAUGGAUCUUGUAAAAAGUAUAAUGGUUCAGAGAGAGUACAAACCAUCAGGUAGAAAUGAUUUUAUAGAUUUGCUUUUGGAAGCGAAAGCGAAAGGGAAGACCAUCGGAAACUCUUUAUCCGAGGCUGUUUCUGGAACUCCGGGAUCUGGGGAGCUGGAGUUGGAUGAUGAGUUGAUGGUAGCACAAGUAUUUGUAUUUUUUGGCGCCGGGUUCGAGACGUCAGCAAAUUCUUCCAGUUACAUGUUGCAUGAGUUAGCCCAUCAUCCUGAGUACCAACAGAAAUGUCAGGAGGAAAUUGACGAGGUACUCGCUCGAUAUGAAAACAAAUUGUCCUAUGACGCAAUUAAAGAAAUGAAUUAUCUUGCUAUGUGUUACAGUGAAACGCUCCGUGUCUUUCCUCCAGUUGGCUACCGGAUGCGUAAAUGCACAAAACCUUACAUCAUCCCAGGAACAGAUAUUACCUUGGACCCAGGAGUAAAGGUGGUGAUACCAACGAAAUCAUUUCACAACGAUCCACAGUACUGGGAAGAGCCGGAACUAUUUAUUCCAGAAAGAUUCCAUGCGGAUAACGUCGGGAAAAUCAACAAAAAUGUAUAUUUGCCGUUCGGAGAUGGACCAAGGAAUUGUAUAGGAGAACGUCUCGGGGUGAUGCAAUCCCUGGCUGGACUGGCUGCGCUGCUCAGCCAAUUCUCCGUAGCCCCGGGAAGGAACACAGUUCGCCACCCGCCUCUCGAUCCAGCCGUUUUCCUUGUACAAAGCGUGCUAGGCGGUUUACCACUAGUACUUACACCUAGGAAGAAAAAUAUGUGAUGUAGGUAUAAUUUCCGCAAAUGUUCAAUGGACUUAAAAAGGACAUUAAUUUCUGUUAAAUUAAAGUGCAGCCAAAUACGGAAUGUCAAUUUCCCAUUUGAUAAACGCCAUCAAAAGUA
Molecule: messenger RNA, 1777 nt
Organism: Leguminivora glycinivorella
Lineage: Eukaryota; Metazoa; Arthropoda; Insecta; Lepidoptera; Tortricidae
Product: cytochrome P450 6B2-like
Exons: 3
Coding region: 117-1658 (513 amino acids)
Molecular function (GO): iron ion binding; heme binding; oxidoreductase activity, acting on paired donors, with incorporation or reduction of molecular oxygen
Source: RefSeq, a predicted model, not a curated record